Messenger RNA from Pochonia chlamydosporia 170, 1647 nucleotides. RefSeq names its product ATP-dependent RNA helicase DBP8. NCBI's taxonomy places the organism in Eukaryota, Fungi, Ascomycota, Sordariomycetes, Hypocreales, Clavicipitaceae. Bases 1 to 1647 code for a protein of 548 amino acids. The transcript has a single exon. The record is from RefSeq and is a predicted model, not a curated record. Gene Ontology annotation, molecular function: nucleic acid binding; RNA helicase activity; ATP binding.
AUGCCCAAGCCGGCAAAAAUGCACGCUGCAGAAGACCAUAUAGUCCCUGAGGCAGCAUCGGAUGUCGACAAUACGUCAGGGUCUGAGUCCUCCGCAGAGUCGGACUUCUUGGACAAUGCGGGAGCACGAAAACGACGACGAACAUCCUUUUCAGAGGACGGCGGUGUUUCACUGGACCUCGACCAAGUUAACAACGCCAGCGGCAGCGAUAGCGACGAAGAGCACCUGCAGACUAUACUUUCGACCAUCAAGGCACCAUCUCGAGUAAAAAGAGCUACGGAUCGUGCCCAAGUCGAACAAUCCAUCAUACAACCACAGAAUCCUAUAUUGGCACCCACCGACCGAAACACAAGCUUCUCUAGCCUCAAUGUGCGGCCAUGGCUCGUGCAGUCGCUUGCAAACAUGGCCAUUAAAAGACCUACGGGUAUUCAAAAGGGCUGUAUUCCUGAAAUUCUGAAAGGCAGAGAUUGCAUAGGUGGUAGCAGAACCGGUUCAGGAAAAACUGUCGCCUUUGCUGUGCCUAUUCUGCAAAAAUGGGCUGAAGACCCCAGUGCAAUUUUUGGGGUUGUUCUAACGCCUACAAGAGAACUUGCGCUUCAAAUAUACGAACAGUUCAAAGCUAUCUCAUCGCCUCAAAGCCUCAAAGCUAUUCUCGUUACGGGAGGUUCAGACAUGCGGCCUCAAGCAAUCGCUUUGGCGCAGCGACCACAUGUCGUAAUUGCUACACCCGGACGAUUGGCAGACCAUAUUCGAACCUCUGGAGAGGACACUAUCUGCGGAUUACGUCGAGUUCGUUUUGUCGUCCUCGAUGAAGCAGAUCGAUUGCUUCACGCUGCUGGGCCAGGCAGCAUGCUGCCUGAUGUCGAGGAAUGCCUAUCCGUGCUUCCUCCCGCGGCCGAGCGACAAACUCUCUUGUUCACGGCAACGAUCACUCCCGAGGUGAGGGCACUCAAGAACAUGCCGCAAAAGCCCGGAAAACAGCCUGUCUUUGUCUGUGAAGUUGAUACACAGAUGCUAGCCAUUCCGACUACCCUGCACCAAACACACAUUCAAAUACCGGUCACACAUAGGGAGCAUUACCUACAUGUUUUCCUCCUCACCGAAGCAAACAAAGACAAGACCGUUAUCAUUUUCUGCAACAGAACGUCUACUGCGGACUACCUCCACCAUCUUCUCCGACUCCUCGAGCAUCGGGUGACGUCCUUGCACUCUCAACUCCCCCAGCGCCAGCGAAUCGACAACCUCGCACGAUUCCGCGCUUCUGCUGCACGUAUCUUGGUGGCUACAGAUGUUGCCGCGAGAGGUUUGGAUAUCCCUGAAGUCAGCCUCGUUGUCAACUAUGAUAUCCCCAGAGACCCAGACGAUUACAUUCACAGAGUUGGUCGUACGGCUCGUGCUGGACGGAAAGGCGAGUCUGCCACGUUUGUGGGGCAGCGAGACGUGGAACUCGUCCUGGCCAUUGAGGAACGAGUAGGUAGGCAGAUGGACGCGUGGGAAGAGGAAGGCGUGAAUCUCGAAACAAGAGUCAUUCGUGAUGCACUCAAGAUCGUGAGUGAGAAGAAGAGGGAGGCUUUAUUGGAGGUCGAGGAGGGUAGAGAAGUUGGCGGCAAGCGGAAGAGAGCGAAGACAAAGCUUCGAGCAGAAUAA